AUGAUGAGUAAUGAAAAACCACGGUCUUUGUUUUUUCAAAAGAUAUCUAGAAUUUUUUAUGAAAUCAACACUCAUCUCACAUUUUUGUCAUCGCAUUCCAGAAGCGUGAUCCCAUCUUAUGAUCUACUUCAAAAAUUAGACAGUUCCAUAACUCCAUUGGAAUUAUCCAUCUACAAAUAUUUAUUCCCUGAAGGUGAAAUAUUUUUUGAUUAUGUUGACGAAAACCAAGUAAUGCUUUCCUUUGUAGAGGAAGUAAAAGUGGGAAAUCAAGGGUAUCAUCAGUCUGCUAUUGCUGAAAAAUUCGAAGAACACACGCGUCAAUCUAAACAAAUAUUGAUUUUUACUUUCCAAGAUACCAAGGUUCACGGAAUAGGUAAAGCAAUGAGAAGUUUGAGUAACAAAAGAAGGAAAGCCAAUAGUGGUGAUUAUAAAUCUGAACAAAGACAGGGAUUUUUUUUGGAAGAUAGUAAGUUUCAAUUACAACCGUUGUCUAAACAGCAAUUGACUAACCUUAUAAAGAACCGGAACGAAAAAUUCAACCGGUUGUUACAAGUUUUCAUGGAUAAGUUUUCCAAUCAAGAAGAAGCAGAGAAAAAGUUAAUCGAUGCAGCAACAAGGCGCAUACCAGAAGAACCUAUACUUGAUGACAUGGUAAAAUUACUAGAGCAAAGGCCAAGUACAACUGCUACAGCUAAUGUCACAUUAACUACUGAUGAAAUGAUCCUGGCAUUAAAGAAGUCCAAAUUUUACAAUAACCAAAUUUCAUCGGUCCAAUUACUCAAUAAGGAGCGGCCCGCAGAGAAACAAAGCUUAUUACCCCAAAUCCAAGAAUUCAUCCACCCAGAACUUAAAGAGGCAUUGUUACAAACAAAGGGCAUUUCGAUAGACAACGAUUUGUAUUCCCACCAAGCAGUGGCAUUGAAUACACUUUUAGAUCCGACAAACAAUUCACAUGUCAUAGCUAGUACCCUGACGGCUUCAGGUAAGUCGUUAAUAUACCAGAUUCCUGUUUUGAAUUCUAUUCUUUGGGAUAUUUCCAAUGGUUUUCAUGGGCGUAGUACCACAGCUUUUUUCAUUUUCCCAACAAAGGCAUUAGCUCAGGAUCAGAUAAGGCAUUUCAAGGACUUUAUUAGUCAAUUACCUAGUGCACAAAGUCGUCCAAUUGUUGUCAAUACAUAUGAUGGAGACACACCAUUCCAAGAGAGAGUUAAGAUUCUGAAAGAAUCAGAUAUUAUAUUUACAAAUCCAGAUACUAUCCAUGCAUCAAUUCUUCCAGGACAUAGUUUUGACAAUUGGAGAGAGUUUCUUCGUUCAUUAAAGUUUGUUGUAAUGGAUGAAUUACAUGUUUAUAAAGGUACGUUUGGUAUCAAUGUUGGAUUUGUUAUGGCGAGACUAGCUAGAAUUAAGAAUAAGCUUCUGCAGGAUGAUGGCGAUCAAAUAAGGUUUAUUUCAUGUUCAGCAACCAUUCAAAACCCCAUUAGCCAUUUUAGAGUCGUUUGUGCAUUACGCGAUAGCGACGAAAUAGUUCAUGUCAAUCAAGAUGGUAGUCCUUGCUGUGAGAAAAAAUUAGUGGUUUGGAAUCCACCAGCAUUGAUGAACCAGCGGGGACAAAAGGAAAAUACACCUGAUAAAUUAGUACCAAGAGUGAGUAUGAUUCUGGAACUGGCACGAUUGUUAUUGAAUAUUUUGACAAUAAAUGACAAUUUAAGAGUGAUUGUGUUUUGUCCUAUCAGAGUCAUUUGUGAAACUUUAAUGAAAGAAGUAAGGCAUUUGUUGCAAGAUGUAUUUAGUAAAUCAGGGAUAGAUCAAAGUGAUAUUAUGGCAUACCGAGGUGGCUAUAGUAAAAACGAUAGACGAGUAAUUGAAAAGAAAAUGUUUGAUGGGCAACUUCGAGCAAUUGUUGCAACCAAUGCGUUAGAAUUAGGUAUUGAUUUAUCUCAUUUAGAUGUGGUGAUAACUUGUGGAUUCCCAAUGCUGAAACUGAACUUACAUCAACAAUUUGGUCGAGCAGGGAGAAGAAGAAAUGCCAAGGGAAGUUUGGCUGUAUUUGUUCCUGGUAAGAGCCCAGUUGAUCAGUACUAUUUAGAGAAUCCUCAUGAAUUGAUUGGUAAUAACUAUGAGGAUUUAUGUGUUGAAGGCUUACGCGAAAUGGAAUGCGGACGAUUGAUUUUAGAAAAACAUUUACAGUGUGCUGCAUAUGAAGAGGGAAUAUCUCUUGAAGAUAUGCACUGGUUCAUGCCUACUGGAUCCAAAAAUGAUUUUUCAAAGAUUUUGAAUGAAAAUUUAAUUCUUGAUGUUGAUGGAAAAUACAAGACCAACCCACGGUAUACCACAAAACCACAUAAUCAAGUGGCCAUACGAGCAAUUGAAGAACCUGCUUUUGCUGUGGUUGAUAUCACAAACAAUAGAAAUAUAGUAAUUGAAGAGAUUGAAUUACUGAGAACAACAUUUACAUUGUAUGAAGGAGGAAUUUUUCUUCAUCAAGGUCAACCGUACUUAAUCAAAGAAUUCAAUCAAGAGGAUCGUUAUGCUAAAGUUGAGCGAGUUAAUGUUGAUUGGACAACACUGCAGAGGGACUACACUGAUGUUGAUCCAGAAGAAGUUGAGUGUGUCAAGCCAUUAUUCCCACCGAAAGCACAACAAGCACUUGAUAUACCAGCAUUCUCUGGUAGAAUCAAAAUCACCAUGAAGGUAUUUGGAUUUUUCAAAGUGAAUCGACGUGAAGAGAUUUUAGAAGUAGUUGAAGUGAAAAACCCACCAGUUAUUAUCUAUUCCAAAGGAUUUUGGUUAAAUAUACCAUCAGAAGCAUUGGAAGUAAUUCAUGAAAAACAACUUUCGACAGCUGGUGGAAUACAUGCUGCUGCUCAUGCAAUUAUGAACAUGCUACCUAUACAUAUCAACGGAGCUCCUGAAAAUGGUCGAAAUAUCGCAGAUAUGGAAUUGUCAACUGAAUGUAAGUCUCCAUUGAAAGAGUUUUCGGCGAGGGAAAAUAGUAGGAAACGACCUGCAAGAUUAGUAUUUUAUGAUACUAAAGGUGGACAAUCAGGUACAGGAAUAUCAUACAAAUGUUUUGAAAGUAUUGAUGAAAUAUUAGAUGCUACUUUUAGACGAGUUAAAAACUGUACAUGUAAUUGGGGAUGUCCAUUAUGCGUGGUUUCAAGUACUUGUAAAGAACAAAUGAGAGUUCUGUCUCGUCCUGCUGCUUUGAUUGUAUUGGCUUCUUUUAUGGGUAUGAAUUUACAAAAGUUGAAGGACGAAUUACCUAAUGGUCCAGAACCUAAUCUACCAGAUGUUAAUAUAGAGACCAUUGUUAAUGCCAAUAAUACUGUGAGAUUUUCACCAAAUGUCAAGCUAUUAAAUGUUAUUCGUAGAAAAAACACGUAG
Messenger RNA from Candida tropicalis MYA-3404, 3384 nucleotides. RefSeq names its product ATP-dependent 3'-5' DNA helicase. Gene Ontology annotation, molecular function: nucleic acid binding; ATP binding. The transcript has a single exon. The record is from RefSeq and is a predicted model, not a curated record. NCBI's taxonomy places the organism in Eukaryota, Fungi, Ascomycota, Pichiomycetes, Serinales, Debaryomycetaceae. Bases 1 to 3384 code for a protein of 1127 amino acids.